This is a messenger RNA of Tetrapisispora phaffii CBS 4417, 387 nucleotides long. RefSeq names its product histone H2B family protein. Gene Ontology annotation, cellular component: nucleosome. Gene Ontology annotation, biological process: nucleosome assembly. Gene Ontology annotation, molecular function: DNA binding; protein heterodimerization activity; structural constituent of chromatin. NCBI's taxonomy places the organism in Eukaryota, Fungi, Ascomycota, Saccharomycetes, Saccharomycetales, Saccharomycetaceae. The coding region runs from base 1 to 387 and encodes 128 amino acids. The record is from RefSeq and is a predicted model, not a curated record. The transcript has a single exon.
AUGUCCGCCAAAGCUGAAAAGAAACCUGCCUCCAAAGCCCCAGCUGCUGCUAAGAAGACCCCAACUGCUGGUUCAGAUGGUAAGAAGAGAACUAAGGCUAGAAAGGAAACUUACUCUUCCUACAUUUACAAAGUUUUAAAGCAAACUCACCCAGACACCGGUAUUUCUCAAAAAUCUAUGUCUAUUCUAAACUCUUUUGUUAACGAUAUUUUCGAAAGAAUUGCCACGGAAGCCUCUAAGUUAGCUGCUUACAACAAGAAGUCUACUAUCUCUGCUAGAGAAAUUCAAACUGCUGUCAGAUUAAUCUUACCAGGUGAAUUAGCCAAGCAUGCUGUCUCUGAAGGUACUAGAGCUGUCACCAAAUAUUCUUCUUCUACUCAAGCUUAA